AAUGCAACUGAGAGUCUAGGGCUAAUAGAGCCCUAGAUCAACCAAAAAGUGCUCAAAUUAACACUGUAAAGUGUGUGUAUUGAAUCUUAUCGGGUUUUGUAUUGCUUGUAAAUGUCAUUCUAGAAUGCGUAUAGAAGCCUACAGCUAAACUAUUCUUUGCUACGGUAGUUUACAUCACAUGCAGCGCGCAGACAGUAAAAACAACCCACAGGAUAACCCUACCCGCACAGCCAGAGAAGACCGAAAAAAUGGAAAGCAAAAAACAUACCACAGAAAACCAGAAUUUGACCCAAAAGAUAAAAAAUAGGGAGCUCAGAAUCGUGAAAAACAGGGCACGAGUUAAAUCAAAUGUAUGGGAUCAUUUUGGAGUAAUCGUUAACGCUGACAAACAACAUGUGGAUGGAUUCGCAGCAUGCAAAAAGUGCAAGCGGGUGUUAGCUUAUGACAGCCAUAGAACAGGCACUUCCAGCUUGAAAAAACACAUUGAGAAAUGCACGUCGUUGAAGUACAGCAAAAGAGAAGCUGCAAUAAAGGAAGAGAAGACGCAGUCCAAGAAGAGCACACGUGAGGAUGAGGAGCCACACCCUAAACGAGGGAUGUCAAAGCAAGAACCCAAUACUUCAGAGGUAGCCUUGACAGAAGGUGGAGCUCCAGAGCAGUUUGAGUUUCAGUAUGGACUUGAGGGACCAGCAUUUGAGAAUGGGGAGUCCUCCAAGAGCCAUCUUUCCAUCAUCAAAGUAGAACAACUGGACUCCCUCCUCCCAGACCAAACAGGUGUGUGGGGGAGUUGGGACUACAGUGAAUACUCCAGCUGUGGUUCAGGGUCACCUGAGGAUUCGGGGCCUCCUGGCUCAUCUGGUUCUGGGUCCAAUACUAGUCUGGCUUCACAGUUUUUCAAGAAGUGCCACCAGGCAGGCUGCACACAAUUCAUCUUCUCGGAGUUCGCCUCCCGCCUCAGCAUCAUCACUGAGAGGAUUGCAUCCCAGCAGGCCAGCGAGGAAGAUUUCAACCUCACCCUGAAAGUGCUGGAGGCCUCUGGGAUGCUGCCAGAGAUCUUUACCAAAAGAGAUCAAGAAAUGGAGAAGAGACUGAGGGAGCUACAGAGAGAGACUGUAGCGGUGAGGACUGCCAGGUCUGCCAUGAGAGAUGCUUGCGCCAUGAGCUUCACCUCAUCAUGACGGAGCACCGCUGAAGAUCAAAGCAGUUUUAUAAAGGUGUUUAUAACCAGGGCCUGGGUUUUCUGACAACUUGACUGAACUAGGAAGGUAUAGGACUUGGAGUUUUCCCUGGUCCAAUCCCAUCGUCAGGAAAAACAGGCCCUCCUUUUAACCAAAAUGUAAAUAUUUCAAACCUUUUGUAUUUGACAUAUUUUUCUACCCAUGUUCAAACUUAAACUCUGAUAUUUGACUCUGAUAUUUGAAUGCAGUUUUUCACCCUGGCCACUAACUUGAGUGGCAUGUUAUACCUUAUAAUCUUUUGACAGACAUUGGUUCUGAGGUUAUUGGUGAUGUUUUGAUGUUAGGUGAUCCUUAGUCUACCCCUCUGUACUGUAUGUUAUAUGCUCACUAACCCUUAACAGACCAACUAUAUCCUAAUAUACUGAAUGUGCAAAUUAGUCAACUUUUUUGACGGUUACUAUGUCCACUAGUACUAUAAGAUAAAUUAUUUAAAAUACACUAAUAUUGUAUACUUGAGUGUGAAGUUGAGACCUGUGAUGUUCUGAGAAUGAAUUAAAUGUAUGUAAAUGGAUUGUGAUUAUUUCAGAUUAAAAAAUGUCCUGAACAUGA
This is a messenger RNA of Oncorhynchus masou masou (cherry salmon), 1787 nucleotides long. RefSeq lists its product as uncharacterized. The transcript is spliced from 8 exons. Lineage: Eukaryota; Metazoa; Chordata; Actinopteri; Salmoniformes; Salmonidae. The record is from RefSeq and is a predicted model, not a curated record. Gene Ontology annotation, molecular function: DNA binding. Bases 249 to 1178 code for a protein of 309 amino acids.